Messenger RNA from Trichomycterus rosablanca, 2817 nucleotides. It is a transcript of the gene tbk1, whose product is annotated as TANK-binding kinase 1. The record is from RefSeq and is a predicted model, not a curated record. Gene Ontology annotation, biological process: peptidyl-serine phosphorylation. The coding region runs from base 64 to 2247 and encodes 727 amino acids. Gene Ontology annotation, molecular function: ATP binding; protein serine/threonine kinase activity. Lineage: Eukaryota; Metazoa; Chordata; Actinopteri; Siluriformes; Trichomycteridae. Gene Ontology annotation, cellular component: cytoplasm. The transcript has 21 exons.
UGACAGGAGAAAGCGGAAGAGGAGAUCGUGGUGUCUGGGUAAGGAGCUAAUUCGAAAGCCACCAUGCAGAGUACAGCUAACUACCUAUGGCUGAUCGCAGAUCUGCUGGGCCAAGGUGCCACAGCCAACGUGUACCGUGGUAGACACAAGAAAACUGGUGACCUCUAUGCUGUCAAGGUGUUCAACAACAUAAGUUUCCUGCGGCCUCUAGAUGUACAGAUGAGAGAGUUUGAGGUGCUGAAGAAACUCAACGACAAGAAUAUUGUCAAACUCUUUGCUGUUGAGGAGGAGUCAAACACGCGUCACAAGGUCCUGGUUAUGGAAUACUGUCCAUAUGGCAGUCUUUACACAGUACUGGAAGAACCAUCUAAUGCUUACGGCCUCCCUGAAGAUGAGUUUCUCAUUGUGCUGCAAGAUGUGGUGGCUGGAAUGAACCAUUUGCGGGAGUAUGGAAUAGUUCAUCGGGACAUUAAGCCAGGGAACAUCAUGCGUGUGAUUGGAGAAGAUGGGCGCUCGGUGUACAAGCUGACAGAUUUUGGCGCAGCACGAGAGCUGGAAGAUGAUGAACAGUUUGUGUCACUGUAUGGGACGGAGGAAUACCUGCAUCCAGACAUGUAUGAGCGUGCAGUGUUGAGGAAAGACCACCAGAAAAAGUACGGAGCCACAGUGGACCUGUGGAGUAUUGGGGUAACAUUCUACCAUGCUGCUACCGGUAGCCUACCAUUCAGACCAUUCGAGGGACCACGAAGAAACAAGGAAGUGAUGUAUAAGAUCAUUACAGAGAAGCCAUCAGGGGCAAUCUCAGGACAGCAGAGGUUUGAGAAUGGCAAGAUCGAGUGGAGUUCCGAGAUGCCAGUAUCCUGCAGCCUCUCUAAAGGUCUACAGAGUCGACUGACCCCAGUUCUGGCAAACAUAUUGGAAGCAGACCAGGAUAAGUGCUGGGGCUUUGACCAAUUUUUUGCUGAGACCAGUGACAUCCUGCACCGUAUUGUGAUUUACGUUUUCAGCCUACAACAGGCCACGCUCCACCAUGUCUACAUCAACAUAUACAACACAACCCAAACAUUCCAGGAACUACUCUUUAACUGCACCAACAUCAACCCUUGCAACCAGGAGCUGAUGUAUGAGGGCAGACGCCUCAUCCUGGACCCCAACAGACAGGCACAGACAUUUCCUCGCACCAGCAGGGACAAUCCCAUCAUGCUCCUUAGCAGAGAGCUUGUCAAUACUGUCGGGCUUAUCUUUGAAGACCCAAGCCCUCCUAAAGUGCAGCCAAGGUAUGACUUGGACCUGGAUGCCAGCUAUGCUAAGACAUUUGCAGGAGAUGUGGGUCACUUGUGGAAAACCUCUGAAUCGUUACUCAUCUACCAGGAGCUGGUGAGGAAAGGAGUGAGGGGUCUAAUAGAACUGAUUAAAGAGGACUUUAAUGAGACAGCACAUAAAAAAGCAGAGGUUUUCCACAUGUGCAACUACUCCAGUCAGACUUUAGAGAAGACUGAACAGAUAUGUGAAGCGGUAAUGCAGGGAAACAUGUUAUCAGCUGAAUUUGAUGAAAUCUCAGACAUGCGCAAACAAGUGAAGAGACUGUCUAACUCACUGGGUUCCAUGGAUCAGACCAUGCAGGACAUCAAAAACAAAUUUCUUCCUGGGGGCACACUGACAGAUACAUGGACACAGCAAGUGGGCACACACCCUAAAGACAGAAAUGUGGAGAAAAUAAAGGUUCUUCUUGAUGCCAUAACUUCCAUCUAUCAGCAGUUUAAGAAGGACAAAGCUGAGCGACGUUUACCUUACAAUGAAGAGCAAAUCCACAAAUUUGACAAGCAAAAGCUAGUGUACCAUGCUACCAAAGCCCUUGCCCUGUUUACAGAUGAGUGUGCAAUGAAGUACCGUCUCUUCAUCUCUAAGAGUGAGGAAUGGAUGAGGAAGGUGCAUCAGAUUAGGAAGCAACUGCAUUUGCUGAACAGUCAGUUAAUCAAAAUGGAACAGGAAGUGACUGUGAUCAUGCAGAACAUAUACAAGUUACAGGAACAGCUCCCACAGAAGAUCAUUCCCAUACCGUCAAGUGGAAUCAAGCCCCAAGCUUACCUAAGCCAAAGCACUCUAGUGGAGAUGACAGUUGGGAUGAAGAAAUUAAAAGAAGAGAUGGAAGGCGUAGUCAAAGAGCUAGAAGAAAACAAUCUUUUUUUGGAGAGGUUUGGCACUUUGACAGUAGAUGGUGGACUGAGAAAUGUGGACCGAAUGUGAAAGCAGUGCACAGCUGAGAUACAGCUCUUACAACUAGGGUUGGACUCUUUGAAAGUGAAAAAUAGCUUUGAGGAUUGAAGAAAUGAUGUAUUCUUGUAAAUAUGCUCAUUUUCGAUGUAAAUACUGAUUUGAGUCGUAUGAAAAUUUCUAAUUUUACCGGUUUUACUUUUUCUUUUAAUUAUAGCUAAGUCUCAUAGGCUGCUUUACUUGACAUCUGUGCUUUUUUCUGUCAUAAUAUUACCACUUAUUUUUUGUUAGCAGAUAACCUCUGCAUUAGUAGACUGUACUGUAUUCCUUUCUCAGUACUGCACAUGACCACUUCUAAAAACCUCUUUCAUUACUGUAUUAGUAUUUUUCCCCAAACGUGUCAAAAAAGCAAAAUGGAGGAACUAUUAAAGGUACAAAGUGUGGCUUAGAUCACUAAUUAAGACUCAUUUAUUAAUAAUACAACUGUAAUAUAAGUGUAGUAUUCAGAUUUAUAAUUUGAAUGUAGGAUGCUUUGUAUUUUACAUGGUUUCAGGUAUAUAAAAACUAUGGACAUUAAGCUCUACAUUAAAAUGGUCAACUGUG